Molecule: messenger RNA, 2860 nt
Organism: Cydia strobilella
Lineage: Eukaryota; Metazoa; Arthropoda; Insecta; Lepidoptera; Tortricidae
Exons: 1
Coding region: 359-2860 (833 amino acids)
Molecular function (GO): zinc ion binding; nucleic acid binding
Source: RefSeq, a predicted model, not a curated record
AGAUCGCGGUGUUAAGAUUUUCCCCGAUUUGGUUAGGUCCGCCGCCUGAAAUUUGUUUUGUAUCGAAUCUUCGGUACUGACUAGUGCUACCUAUAGCCCUCUGCUUCCCUCGUGGAACUACGCGCUAUAGCUAGUAUUCGUCUUUGACCAACGUGCUUCCGCUCCGGCCCUCUUGCUCCUUGCCGGUUGGGGAACGCGUUAUAUUCGUCAUCAUAUUGUACUACGCUGAAUAUAAGAUUAUUCAUUUCAACACCACCGGUUUCUCUUCUCUCCCCGCACGCACCCCCGCUACAACUGGCAGCCCAACGUUAGGCGUAGCGAGCUCACGCGCGCAUUGCUGGAGGUGCCGUCGUAACCUAUGAAGGGCGAAGUAAAGCCGGAGGUGUCCACACCGCCAUCCAAGUCCCCAACUGUCUCACCGAAGCGCAGACCUUCAGGGCCCAGACUAGUAACCAAACCAGUGCGGGCAGUACGGAAACCGAGGAAGCCCGCGAAUAUGGCAGUGUCACUGACGGAAGAACAGUUUCAACGUAUGAUGGCGGCCAUGGCACCAAAGCCUGGGUCCCUGACACGCUGCACACUUGCAUACGACGGAACAAAGGAAACCGACGUGGUGGAGGCAUUCUUGGCUGCCGUCAACACGUAUAAGCUUUCCGAGCGCAUAUCGGAUCAGGACGCUCUGACGGGCCUCCCGCUCCUCCUUAAAGGUGCCGCGGCGACUUGGUGGCAGGGCAUGCAGGAUAAGAUCGCCACCUGGGAAGAUUUCCAAGAACGCCUGCGGAGGACCUUUGCACCCAAGAAACCAGCGUACCUCAUAUGUAUGGAAAUCACGAGCGUUACACAGAAACCCGAGGAGACAACGGAGGCUUUUGUAUCUAAGAAGCGGAUGCUAUUUUCGCUUUUACCGCGCCCAGAAUUCCUAGAGACCCAGCAGCUGGACCUCAUUUACGGUCUACUCACGCCCUAUAUCCAGGAAAAGGUCCCUAGAACAACGUUUACUACGUAUGACAAGUUCCUGGAGGAUGCGGUAGCUGCAGAACGACUGCGGGACACCUGGAAAUCUGCCUCGACUGGUGCCUCGGCUGCCGCCACAACUGCUGCUUCAGCAUCAGCUGCGUUGCCGGAGGCUGCGCACGUUCCAGCCCCUUCGCAAAGAAAACCCAGACAACGCUGCCGGUACUGCAAGCUGCCCGGCCAUUCACUGGAAGAAUGCCGGAGGAAGCAAAAGGCGGAUGAACAUCCCAAGGCCUCGUCUAACGCACCUGCUGGCACCGAUAAGCAGUCCUCUUCCUCUUUCACCGCUCUCGUAGCACCCAAGUUUUCAUGCUAUGGGUGUGGCGCUCCCGGAGUCGUCCGAAGCAACUGCUCUACAUGUCACAAGACGAGGGGAAGCGCCUCAACCAGCUUUAGUGCACUCGGUGUGGAACUGGAUACCCGUGAAAGGCCGCUAGUUUUCAUCUCGACUAAAGGAAGAACAGAGGGAGCCCUAGUGGACACAGGUGCCAAGUCGAGCCUCGCGUCGCCAGAACUGUUCCGCCACCUACGGCAGGCAGGGUGUACCUUUGCUUCGCAACGAGCCAUCGUCACACUGGGUGAUGGGAUAUCCCAGACGCGACCCGUCCUGACGACUGUCGUCGACGUCGAGCUAGGGGGCCGAACAAUCCCGACUAUGUUCCUGGCCCUGCCAGAAUCCAGAUCGCACCGAACACUCUUAGGAGUAGGCUUCAUCCAGGAUGGGCUCAUAGUCCUGGAUCUGCCUCAAUUCACCUGGCAUUUUAAGGGUGAGGAAAUGAAUCCGAACGAGCUGUACAGCGAAGACUUCGCUACUUUUGGACCAGCACCUGCAUAUCAACCGACCGUAUGGGAGAUCCCGGCGAAGCCCGAAGCAAGCCGAACGGGUCAAGACAACCAGAACUAUGGCCCUCUAUACAGGAUUGAUUUGGCGCCAACGAAAAGGAAAACUUAUGACGAAAGAAACGUCAUAACCUUCGACGGGCAUCGCCUGGUAGAAGACGCUCUCUUUGAGGAUGCGUGUUGUCAGAUAGAAGAGCAAACAGUUACGCUGUCACCUGACUCCGCGAACUUAUUCCCCGACACGUCGAUCGGCGCAUUCGACGCUGCUCCGGAUCCCGCCUCCGAGGAGAAGAUGCAAGCACUCAUCGAGGCCAAUGCAAGCGUUUUUGUGCCAAACGGAAAACCGACGACUCAGGCGGAACACAUUAUAGACACGGGCACCCAUGGUCCCAUGGCGGUACCCCCGUAUCGUCUUUCACCUACUAAGACGCAAAUCCUGCGGGAAGAGACUACCAAGAUGCUGGCCGAAGGAAUAAUAUCGCCAUGUACCUCACCCUGGUCGGCCCCGGUAGUACUUGUCCCCAAAAAAGAUGGCACCACCAGAGUUUGUGUGGACUACCGACAGCUGAACUCCAUUACCACUCCGGACAACUACCCUCUGCCACGCAUUGACGACCUACUACACAAUGCCAAACAAACUCCGUUUAUGUCCACACUGGACCUCAAGUCCGGCUACUGGCAGAUCAAAGUAAGGGAAGAGGACCAGCCUAAAGCUUGUUUCAUCACUCCGUUCGGGACAUACGCCUUCAAUCGCAUGCCAUUCGGGUUACGAAACGCCCCAGCGACAUUCCAGCGCCUCAUGGACCGAUUCCGCAUCCAGCUAAGUAACAUCAAGCUGAUAGUCUAUCUGGAUGAUCUCAUCGUCUUGUCCCCGACCUUAGAGGCUCACUUAUAUGACCUGCAGGAGGUUUUCUCCCUGCUAAAAGAAUACAAUCUUACGGUCAAUAAAGAGAAGUGCCGGUUCUGCUGCGCCAAGGUCAAGUAUCUAGGUCACUACAUCCGUUAA